Clonostachys byssicola is the source of this 495-nucleotide messenger RNA. The record is from the annotation of a GenBank genome assembly. Lineage: Eukaryota; Fungi; Ascomycota; Sordariomycetes; Hypocreales; Bionectriaceae.
AUGCCACGAUGGGUAUUCAACUAUACGAAGGGGGCUCUCACCAGGGAUGAUAAGGAGAAGCUUGCAAAAGGCAUGUCGAAGAUCUACACAACCUUUGGGCUGCCUGCCUUUCUCGCACAUGUGCAGUUCUUUGAGCUGGAGCCCGACGAUUUCUGGUCUGGCGGUGAGACCUCUCACCCUUCUACGACCAUCACAAUCUACCAUGCCGCCGCGAAUAUCCGAACUAAGGACGAAGGUGAACAUUUUCUUAAGGCACUGGACGAUGUUGUGCGACCAGUCCUGAAACCCAAGGACAUCAGGUGGGAGUCCAACAUCUACGAGACCCCACGUGACAAUUGGAGACUGCAGGGCAUGGCACCUCCGGAUUUUGGCACGGCCAUGAACGACAAAUGGAUUGCAGAAAACACCUUUACGGAUGAAGAUGAAGAGCAAAUCUUGCGGGAGCAAGGUUAUUUCAGACAGGAUGACUCUCGCUGGCAGUUACCAAAAUUUUGA